AUGCAAAUGAACGUCCAAGGUUCAAUAUGUUUGUUCUCACAGGUUAUCAUUGCUAGUUCUUGGAUUUUAUCCACCUUAUUCAACAUCCCGUUGCUCCUGGCAGUCGGCCUUGAUGAGAGAGCAAACAAGUGCGCACAGCUCUUCCCAAAAGAGUGGAUGGCAAAGGCGACGAGCUGGUCGUGGUUUCUUCUUCCAGCGUUUUCCACUGCUUUGAUGGCCUUUCUGUACUGUAGAGUCGUGUACAACUUGUGGAUCAAGGGUAAAGACCAAGAUCAGCUGACGCAGCAGCAAAUGGUUGUGAUAAGAGUGAGAAAGCGGGUCACUUUGAUGGUGGUUACUGUCAGUGCUAUAUUUGGCAUAUGUUGGUGCACAGCUGGUACCAUUUACAUUGUGUCGUACACUGCCUAUGCAUCCGUGGACUAUAACACGGCCGUUUUGCCUAUUUCUUUCCUAACCGUUAUGUUCAACUCUACCGUCAACCCGUUUACCUACGCUCUGUUAAACCAACAAUUCAGAAGCAAGAUGAAGAUGAUAAUCUUUCCUGCUUGUUUCUCCUUAUCCACGGUCCAACCUAGUGUCGGCGGAGAGUCAGGCAGUACCUAG
Stylophora pistillata is the source of this 603-nucleotide messenger RNA. Its product is annotated as pyroglutamylated RF-amide peptide receptor-like. Gene Ontology annotation, molecular function: neuropeptide Y receptor activity. The record is from RefSeq and is a predicted model, not a curated record. Gene Ontology annotation, biological process: G protein-coupled receptor signaling pathway. NCBI's taxonomy places the organism in Eukaryota, Metazoa, Cnidaria, Anthozoa, Scleractinia, Pocilloporidae. Gene Ontology annotation, cellular component: membrane.